Necator americanus (New World hookworm) is the source of this 3108-nucleotide messenger RNA. RefSeq lists its product as uncharacterized. Gene Ontology annotation, molecular function: RNA binding; 3'-5'-RNA exonuclease activity. The transcript has 24 exons. Gene Ontology annotation, biological process: miRNA catabolic process. The record is from RefSeq and is a predicted model, not a curated record. The coding region runs from base 1 to 3108 and encodes 1035 amino acids. Gene Ontology annotation, cellular component: P-body. NCBI's taxonomy places the organism in Eukaryota, Metazoa, Nematoda, Chromadorea, Rhabditida, Ancylostomatidae.
AUGUCUACUUCAACUGCCCUGAACGGAGAGAAACGAAGUACAUCGGCUCUGGAAAGUCCAUCGACUAUGAAACAAGGCAAUCCGCCAACUGAAUCGUACGGUCCACCAAAACGUAAUAAGGAUUCUUCGCGGAGAGAAAAAGGCAUUGAAUCUGAGCUGGAGAGCUCACCAAAGUCCUACACAGUUAAGGAGAAAGAAAAUGGGAGAAGCCAUAUUCCGGAAGGGGGAAGUGGUCCUAAGAAGAAAUUUCGACAAAAGAGCAGUGGUGAUUUAGAACAGCACAAAAGUUUUGAGUCAAAAGCUAACACAACUUCUUUCCGUAAGGAAGAUGCAACUGCGAGUUGUAUCAACGGUCGACAGCUAGAAACAAAUAGCUUAAAUGUGAUGGCAGGAAAACAAAAUGCGUCAACUCAAAAAAGUCGCAAAAUUACAGUUUUCAAACCGCAUUUGAGCGAAACUGAAGUCCAGCUAGGCUUAAAGAGUGGCGCUCUUUUAAAGGGUGUAAUACGAAUAAAUCAGCGAAAAUAUGAGGAAGCAUUCAUAAAUAAUCCCGACGGGACAGAUCAUGCUGACAUCGCUAUUUUGGGAAUGCCUGAUAGAAACCGGGCUUUACACGGCGAUGUUGUAGCCGUUCGUUUAAAACCUCGAGCAUCUUGGGUUGUGAAUGAGGAGCAGUACAAAGCCUGGAAGAGAGAAUCUUGCUUAGAAAAAACGGGCUAUCUCAGCACCGAGGAGACGACGACUGUGUCCAUACUGCUGGAUGACGUGAUUUCCGCGGUCAUACGACUGGAGUCACCGGUCGCUCCUGCAACAAGUCGAAGCUGCCGGUCCAGAGCGGAUGUAGAGGAUCCAGAGCUUGAUUCCUCGGAAGAAGAAAGAAAAUGUACUGAAAAGCAGGCUGAUAUGAAGAUGAAAACAGUGACUGGUUUCGCGGGCGCAGAACAGUAUCCUGUGCAGAAUGAGAAUGCACAAAAUAGUGAAGCAGUAGCAGAUGCUGGGAAAUCUUCACCUUCAAAUGGUGGUAAAGGAAAAACAGCGAAAAGAGGAUCUCCCUACCGGGUUUUGUCUCAAUUACCACUAGAGGACUGGAUGCUGCCGGACUCGUGCUUGCAGAAAACUGCUGAAGUGGUUGGAAUUGUCGAAAAGAAGAACUCUCGCUUAGCAACGGGUAAGUUAGAACCUGCAUCAUCCACUCAACGUCAGUGGGCAAAGUUCUCUCCUACUGACUCGCGCAUUCCAAGAAUGAUGAUUGAUGCGUCUCAAUUACCUAAGGAUUUCUUCGACCGCCCUCAGGAUUUCGCUAAAUUUUUGUUUGUUGCGAAAAUAGCACAGUGGCCAGAUGACUCCUUCAUGUCCUGUGGGAUACUGGAAAAGCAGUUGGGAUUGGCUGGUGAAAUUGACGUGGAGACUGAAGGGUUACUAAUAACAAACGAGAUAGAUACUAGGGAGUUUUCUGACGAAGUUUUGGCGUGUUUGCCCUCAGCAUCCUCUGCGAGCGGAUGGCAGAUAGACGAGGAAGAACUUGCGAAACGCAGAGAUUUACGGGGCGAAAUCAUCUUCACAAUUGAUCCGAAAACCGCUCGUGAUCUUGACGAUGCGCUUUCAAUAAAUCCGUGUGAUGACGUAGACGGGGCUGGUAUGCCUGGUUGGGAAAUUGGUGUACACAUAGCUGACGUCAGUUAUUUUGUAUACGAGAAUACAGCUCUUGAUGAGUGGGCUUCACAGCGUGCUAACAGUGUUUACCUAGUCCAUGAGGUAAUCCCCAUGUUGCCUCGUGCCCUUUGUGAGGAGUUGUGCAGUCUUAAUGCGGGUGUUGAUCGAUUAACAUUCUCUGUUAUUUUCAAAAUGGACGACAAAGGAAAUGUGUACGAUGAAUGGUUUGGAAGAUCCGUAAUACGGUCUCGUGUUAAGCUCACAUAUGAGCAUGCUCAGGACUUCAUAGAAAAUCCCGAAAAGGUGUUUUCUGAUUCUGAAAUGCCCGAUAUUUCGGACGGCACAACUGUGUGUGAGAUCAAACAGAAGGUUCUACAAUUGCAUAAGAUAGCAAAGGCACUGCGGGAGAAGCGCAGUCAAAAUGGAUCGUUGCAGUUGGAUCAACCAAAAUUGAAGUUUGCCCUAGAUGACGAAACUAAGAUGCCCAUAGGUGUGUCGAUUUAUCAGGCAAAGGAUUCCAAUAGGCUUGUCGAAGAAUUCAUGCUUCUUGCUAACAUGGCGGUAGCACGGAAAAUUGAACGCCACUAUAGAAAAACUGCGCUGCUUCGGUUGCACCCUCCACCAAAAGCGAAGAUUCUUCGAGAAGCUAUCAAUUUAUGCAAUAGCAUUGGUUUCCCCAUCAAUGGCACAUCUUCACAACAGCUUUCGAGAUCUUUGGCAACUUUUCGGGGCAAUAUGCAACUGCUGAGAUCAAUCAAUCAAGUCCUUUCAAUGAUAUUGAUGAAAGCCAUGGAACUAGCGAGAUAUUUUUGCACUGGUUCUGUUGCUAGUCAGGAUUCUUAUCAUCACUUCGCGCUAAACGUGCCAUUUUACACACAUUUCACAUCACCGAUACGUCGUUAUCCGGACAUAAUUGUCCAUCGUCUGUUGGCCGCGUCGCUGAACUACUGCGAACCUUCAGGUCGUAGUGUGGAGGAAAUUCAGAAAAUUGCUGAACACUGUAAUGACAAAAAGUUAACGGCAAAAAAAGUGAGCGAAGCAAGCGCAGAGACAUUUUUUGGUCUUCUCGUUCAGAGGGUUGGGCCAAUGGAAGCAAAAGGUGUGGUUGUGAACGUACUUGAUGCUGCAUUCGAUGUCUUGCUCUUCAAAUACGGUGUGAUCAAACGUGUGUACAUUAACGCGUUGGAAAUGAGUCAAGAGCCGUUGUUUCAAGAGUACCCUAAUCGACUUACUCUGUACUGGAAUAGUGAAAGCGGUAAAGUUGUACAAGUAAUACAGAUGUGCACGGUCGUUGACGUCGUACUCUCCGGCCUCCCAGAACCCACAAAGUUCCAAGCUGUGAUAAAGCCUAGAUCGAGAGAGGACUCUCCAACACUUAUCGAAAUGUGGCGAGAGCGUCAAGAACCUGACGAUGGGCUUAGCGAAUCCAAAUUCGAUAAUCUUCUUCUCGAUUAA